Messenger RNA from Engraulis encrasicolus (European anchovy), 1969 nucleotides. RefSeq names its product phosphatidylserine synthase 1b (gene ptdss1b). The coding region runs from base 1 to 1413 and encodes 470 amino acids. The transcript is spliced from 14 exons. Gene Ontology annotation, molecular function: L-serine-phosphatidylethanolamine phosphatidyltransferase activity. NCBI's taxonomy places the organism in Eukaryota, Metazoa, Chordata, Actinopteri, Clupeiformes, Engraulidae. The record is from RefSeq and is a predicted model, not a curated record. Gene Ontology annotation, biological process: phosphatidylserine biosynthetic process.
AUGUCGCCUGCCCGAGGAUCUCGGACGCUCAGCAAAGAUGACAUCAACUAUAAACUACAUUUUCGAAUGAUAAAUGAGCAACAAGUCGAGGACAUCACCAUCGACUUCUUCUACAGACCACACACUAUCACGCUGUUGACAGUCACUGUCCUCUGUCUGAUGUACUUCGUAUUUACCAGAGAUGAUGGGAACCCCGACAGUAAUCUGCGCGUGGGGCUGGCGCUGGUUGUGUCAUUCUUCCUAGUCAUCAGUGUCCUGGCUUUCCCCAACGGCCCAUUCACAAGGCCCCAUCCUGUCAUCUGGAGAAUGGUGUUCGGCCUCAGUGUCCUGUACUUCCUCUUCCUCGUCUUCCUCAUCUUCCUCAACUGGGAGCAGGUGAAGGCUCUGCUGUACUGGGUGGACCCCAACCUGCGCUACGCCACACGAGAGGCAGAUGUGAUGGAGUAUGCUGUGAAUUGCCAUGCAAUCACCUGGGAGCGGAUCCUGAGUCAUUUCGACAUCUUUGCGUUCGGCCACUUCUGGGGCUGGGCAAUGAAGGCUCUGCUCAUCCGCAGCUACGGCCUCUGCUGGACCAUCAGCAUCACCUGGGAGCUCACCGAGCUGUUCUUCAUGCACCUGCUGCCUAACUUCGCUGAGUGCUGGUGGGACCAGCUGAUCUUGGACAUCCUGCUCUGCAAUGGAGGAGGCAUCUGGCUGGGCAUGACCGCCUGCCACUUCCUAGAGAUGAGGACCUACCGCUGGGCCAGCAUCAAGGACAUCCAGACCACUAGUGGGAAGCUGAAGCGCGCCGUGCUGCAGUUCACCCCUGCCAGCUGGACGUACGUGCGUUGGUUCGACCCCAUGUCCUCCUUCCAGAGAGUGGCCGGCAUCUACCUCUUCAUGAUCCUCUGGCAGCUGACAGAGUUGAAUACGUUCUUCCUGAAGCACAUAUUUGUGUUCCAAGCCUCCCAUCCUCUGAGCUGGUGCCGCAUCCUCCUCAUCGGCAUCAUCACAGCCCCCACCGUACGGCAGUAUUACGCCUACCUCACGGACACACAGUGCAAGCGCGUUGGAACACAGUGCUGGGUGUUUGGGGCUAUAGCCGCUCUGGAAGCACUGGCAUGUGUUAAAUUUGGCCAAGAUGUCUUCUCCAAAACACAGGCCCUAUAUGUGGUACUGUGGCUCAUAUGCUUGGCCCUCAUAACAUCCCUGUGCUUAUACGGAAUGGUAUGCUACGACCAGAACUAUAGAUCCAGCAUAAAGAGUUUAUCUGAAUGUGAGGAGAACAGUGUCUGUGAAUCCGUUGGGAACACACUGGAUGACCUAACAGGUGAAAAUGAUUAUGGGAAUAAUGAUAACACUGCAAUGCGAAGAAGAGGAGUAUCGGGAAGAAGUCCAAUCAUGAAUGGAAUUAAUGAGAAAAGCCAACAAUGAAACAGGUAGGAAGGCAGAUACUAGGUCCUUUAAAAAGUUUUGAAACAGCAUCUCAAGUGAGUCACAGUAUGAUGUUUGAUUCAGUGUUCAGUUCAUUUCACUCUGAUGUCAGUUUGUUUUUGGUGGCCUGGAAAAAUAUCUGUAUGACUUAAAAUGAAUAGUUAAAAUGAAUCGCUUUUUCAGCUAUCUCUGGACUUGUGGAAUCAUAUAGCAUAUUGCCUUAUCAUAUUUGAGGUUGUGUCAGGUUCCUUUUAUAAGGUCAUUGGAUAUCCCAGUGAAAAUGUGGCGGCGCCUAUUGUUCUGUUAGUUCGGAGGUUGUCUCAGGUUGCACUGAUGAUGUCACUCACUGGAGAUCCUGCCAGUUGAAAAUGUUUCACAGCAUAAGAUUCACUUUGCCUUAGAAAUAUUAACAUGAGAAAGAAUAAUGUGUCCAUGUUGACCAAAUGUGAAAACAGGAGUAUUAUCUUCUAAACAAAUUGAAGACUAUUAUCAAUGACUGUGAACUGAAUUGCCCAAAGGUGUGCGUGCGUGCGUGCGUGCGUGCGUGCGUGAGAGA